UUUGUCGCCCGUCGCGGAGCUAUUCUCAAACAGAUUGGCGACGAAUUCGGUGGCGUAACCAUUAGUUUCCCGCGAAGUGCUCAAAGAGAUAGCGAUAGAGUUGUUCUCAAAGGCGCUAAAGAGUGCAUUGAGAGCGCGAAGCAAAGAAUCACUGAAAUAAUUGAAGACUUGGAUUCACAGAUCACUAUUGAAUGUGUAAUCCCAGCGAAAUAUCAUCGAACACUUAUGGGCACUCGUGGCACAAGAGUACAGGCCAUCACUCAAGAGCACGACGUGAGGAUCAAAUUCCCCGAAAGAGGUACUAAUGGUGUGACCGGCGAUGAAGACGUAGCCAAUGGCGACAUCAAUGGUAGCACUGAUAGUCUGGAGAAGAGUCAGAAGAAGUCAGACAUAAUAAUAAUAACGGGAAGGGCCGAGAAGUGUGAAUCCGCUCAAAACGCUUUGUUAGCUUUAAUUCCUAUUACUAUUGAAGUUGAGGUGCCUUUCGAUUUGCACCGAUUUAUUAUUGGACAGAAGGGCCGCGAAGUGCGCGAAUUGAUGCAAAACCACGACGUGUCCAUUUCAGUGCCGCCGCCCAACGCUUCCAGUGAUCUAAUCAGUGUCACCGGUUCUAAAGAGAAUGUCGUCAAAGCUAAGAAAGCCAUCGAAGAACGAGUCCUCAAAAUCGAAUCCGACAAACAAGAGAAAGAGGCCAAGAGUUUCACCGCUAGUAUUCGAGUCAAUCCUAUAUAUCACCCGAAAAUCAUUGGCAAACGCGGGGCUAUUAUCACCAAAAUUAGGAAUAAAUAUAAAGUUCAGAUACAGUUCCCAGAACUACGAGGUCGUGACAGUCAGUUGGAUGAAGACAAACAGGACGUCAUCACUAUUAUUGGACUCGAAAGUGAUGUCAAUUCAGCCAAAGAGGAAAUCCUCGAAAUCGUUAGUGGACUCGAAGAUCUCGUCCACGAAGAGAUCAACAUUGAUAGUCGAGUUCAUCCCCGCCUUAUUGGAGGCAAAGGCAAGAAUAUUCGUAAAGUUAUGGAUCAGUACAACGUCGACAUCAGAUUCCCGCGAAGUGAGGGACAAAAUCCUAAUCUCGUUGUAAUCAGUGGUUUGCCUGAGAAUGUGGACGAAUGCAAAGAUCAUCUCUUGAAUUUGGCCGAAGAAUACUUGGAUGACGUGACCGAAUAUACGCCUCCCAGCCGUCAACACCAUUCGGAGCGUCCGUCCCGUGAAGGCAGUGGAUUUGUGGUAAAGGGUGGUCCGUGGGAACAACGCGGACAACAAGCAGUUCCCGACACCACCGAUGCCCAAGAGUUUCCAUCAUUCGUCAACGAUAUGGUAGGGCCGGCGCCGACACCUUUUGCCGCCCCCGCCGACGAUGGGUCGCACAGCACUCCGUGGGGACCGAAGUCGAGCCGACACUAAACGACAAUAAUUGCUAAUAUAUAUACAUAUAGAUUGAUUAGUGAUGCGAGUCAUUGAGAGUGAGGACAGAUGUGAUGGCUAUAAUUUGAUGACUAACUUUUGCAGUGCCUAUACGUGCCAUUGAUGUCAUUUCACGUCAUUUUUAGUACUCUUUCUCCCUCCCUCUCCUCUCUCCCCUCCCCCUUACCCUCUGUACCACUUUCUAUGAAUCUUUAUCUAUAAGUUAGACUAUGGGCUCACAAAUCAUCUCUCAUUUCUACUAUUAGUUGAGGUGUCGGUAUAGCUAUCAUUCAAUUGUUGAGAAUAUAUUGUACUCUAAAUCAGGGUUUCUAUCGUUUUUAAUGAAAUGAAUUAAUGAUAUGAAUUGAAAUUUUAUUGUAUACACAACUAGUCUUUUAUGGACUCAAUUCGUAUAUAUAUAAUAUAUAUCAACGAACGGGUAGUUUAUAUAAAUAAUAUUUGAUCCAAUGGUUUGGUUUUGUAACAAACAUUAUGAGACAAAUCUAAAACAAAAAUGAGGAUAAAAUUGCUGUAAUCAUGAGAUAGUCGUUGCUUUGUAUUAUCGGUUCUUUUUGAUCCUAAAAAGUUUUAAAAUAUACAAAUGAUUUAUUUUAAUGAAAAUUAUGUAAAGUUUAUAUUUAUAUGCAAUUUAUCGAUACAUUUAUUAUUAUAACUAAAGUUAUUCUCAUAUAAAACAAAAGAAGGGCUGAACUGAAAAAUGUUAUGUUUUUAUUUAAACGUCUUUACACUAAACAAAACAAAACUAUAUAUAAAUUAAUGAAUUGUAUGGAAAAUAUUAUAUACAUUUGUGUCUUCCAUUAGGAACAAAAUGAAUGCUUUUUGUUCUUGAAAUUUGUAAAUUUUAUUCUGUAUUUCAUAUACGUUUGUAAAGAGAAAUAUUAAGUGAACUUAAGCCCCAAAAUACAAGAAGGGAUGACAUUUUGCAAUACUUUUUUAAACAAAUCAUGAAUUUGAAAAUUCUGAUCACUAGAACUGUUUGUUUUUUGGUAUUUCGGUUAUAAAACAACUCAAAUGAGUCAAAAACUGUUAUCAAUCAUAUAAUAUUGUCGUUAUUAUUGAUAUUAAAUAAUAUAAUAAUAGUUAUUAUUAUAUUAUAAUUAUUGCUUUUAUAAUA
Medioppia subpectinata is the source of this 2542-nucleotide messenger RNA. Lineage: Eukaryota; Metazoa; Arthropoda; Arachnida; Sarcoptiformes; Oppiidae. The record is from the annotation of a GenBank genome assembly.